GACAGAGAACUUGUUAGUGGAUUAGAGAGGAGCUGUUUUAAAGUUUCUAUCAAGAAGGCUAGCAGAGUACAUUACUUAGCCAACGAAGAAACCUGUGAAAUACAGCGAGCAGAAGAACACGCAGCUCCAGUGCCUCCUGUUAGAGCAGAAAGGAGAGUCAACCUUGUUAAGAUGCUGAUUAUCUUCAGUGUUCUCCUAGUGGCCGGCCUCAUAUCCCUUUCUGUUUGCAAUUUCAUAAAAUUAAAUCACAAUGAGCAAGAGUUGCAGGAGUUAAGAAGUGCAAAUUACAUUCUGACCAGCAACAACACUGAACUACAAGAAAGCCGAGAUAUCCUGCAGUCUCAGUACGAAACUCUGAAUGAGAAACUUGAUGAACUGACCAAGGAGUUCAGUAAUCUGAAGGAAUUCUACUGCGAUGCUACAAACACGUCUCCCGAUAAUACUUGUUCUUUAUGUAAACCGGGUGGAAUCUUCUUCAAUUCCAAGUGUUACUUCAUUUCCACUUAUGAACAGACCUGGAAGCAGAGCCGUGAUUGGUGCAUGACAAGAGGUGGACGACUAGUGAAUAUAGAAACUGUAGAGGAGCGG
This is a messenger RNA of Polypterus senegalus (gray bichir), 588 nucleotides long. Its product is annotated as low affinity immunoglobulin epsilon Fc receptor-like. The record is from RefSeq and is a predicted model, not a curated record. Lineage: Eukaryota; Metazoa; Chordata; Cladistia; Polypteriformes; Polypteridae. The annotation marks the transcript as partial. The transcript has 4 exons.